UAGACAUGGCGUACGCAUUGCGAUUUCUUGGAAUCGCUACUAUUUGCUGGUAUUUGACUAGCGUGCUGGCCUAUGAGGUGCCAAAGGCAAGGAUCCAAGUGUUUUAUCCGAAGGGGUUCGAGGUCUCCAUACCAGAUGAGCCGGGCAUCACGUUGUUUGCUUUUCAUGGCAAGCUGAACGAAGAGAUGGAAGGUCUAGAGGCGGGCACUUGGGCACGUGAUAUAGUUAAGGCGAAAAAUGGACGUUGGACAUUUCGAGACCGAAUAGCCAGCUUGAAACCGGGUGAUACCCUCUACUAUUGGACCUAUGUCAUUUAUAAUGGCUUGGGCUAUCGCGAGGACGAUGGUCAGUUUGUUGUCGGAGAGUAUAGUGAUCUUAGCGAGGCAGCAAAAGCAACUUCAUCCCCGCCGGUUCAGGUAUAUGAGAUAGACAUAAGGCGUCCAGGAAGUAGUGGAACUACUGGCUGUUCUUCGACUGAUACCAUUGUGAAUGGCGUGCCGCGUCAAUGUGCUGGACAGCUGGUCUUUGUCGACGAUUUCAAUGAUGGACAACUGAAUGCCGAGAAAUGGAAGCUGGAGCGUCGAUUCUCUGGCGCACCCGACUACGAGUUUGUCAUUUAUAUGGACGAUGCGGCCAACACUUUGAAUGUAAAUAAUGGCCAAGUGACAUUGCAGCCACAACCAACCAGGCAUCAAUUCCGUAAGAAAAACGAACUGCAGUUCAAGUUGGACCUGGGCAGCAGCUGCACGGGCGCCUUGAGUACAAUGGAGUGUGUGCGUGAUGGCAGCAGGCUCCGAGAGGGACUGGCCCCCUUUAUAACGGCACAGUUCUCAAGCAAAGACUAUUUCAGCUUCAAAUACGGACGCGUGGAGAUACGAGCCAAGAUGCCACGAGCGGAUUGGGUGUUCCCUCAGCUUCUUCUGCAGCCCAAGGUUCAUGAAUACGGACCCGAGAACUACCAGAGUGGACAAUUGCGAAUUGCCUAUGCACGGAAAUCAGAUGGCAAACUGGAUCUCUAUGCUGGCGCCUUGUUAAAUGCCAUAGAGCCUCUGCGUUCGUUGAAGCUGUGCCACAAAACGGGCGAGGUUGGAAGUCCUAAUGCCGACUGGAGUGAUAGUUUCCAUACGUAUACGCUGAACUGGACAAAACAUGAGCUCCAGUGGCUUGUUGAUGGUGUGGAAUUGUGUCAUCUUGAUAGUCGAAAUGGCGCACUUAGUUCAUUGACGAGCAAUGGCAAGCGUUUGCCCAACGCUUCAGAACUGGAGAAGGGCAGUGGCUUGGCACCCUUCGAUCAGGAGUUCUAUUUGACUUUCGGUCUGAGUGUUGGUGGCUUCAAUGAGUUCCUCUACGAUGCCCAUAAGCCGUGGGGUGAGCAACAACCGAUUGCCAUGAUUGAUUUUUGGGCACAUCUGAAAUCGAAGCUGGACCAGUGGCUGGAGGAUGCAUCGUUGCAAAUUGAUUAUGUUAAGGUUUACACAUCGUAGUACCAUUAAAAACAACAUUCGUAAACACCGCUUAUGUGUCUCAAUUUGUGUAGAGACCCUCAGCGUUAUA
Messenger RNA from Scaptodrosophila lebanonensis, 1554 nucleotides. Its product is annotated as gram-negative bacteria-binding protein 3-like. NCBI's taxonomy places the organism in Eukaryota, Metazoa, Arthropoda, Insecta, Diptera, Drosophilidae. Gene Ontology annotation, biological process: carbohydrate metabolic process. The coding region runs from base 6 to 1484 and encodes 492 amino acids. The transcript has a single exon. The record is from RefSeq and is a predicted model, not a curated record. Gene Ontology annotation, molecular function: hydrolase activity, hydrolyzing O-glycosyl compounds; carbohydrate binding.